GAUGAUUAUUGCAUUCCUUCGAGUAUCGGCUGUAUAUUAACAUCGUGUGUUAUUUUAAAAUCAGUUAAUAUCAUCGUUGAAGGAAUAUUUUUAUCAGGUCUUACAUGUUACAGAGCACCAUCAAAGCAUGAAUAAACUUCAAUAUUGACUGGUUAAUUUACGAUUUUAAAUGUUCGUGAAUAUUUGCAUUAUUCUGUGGACGAUACUGCGAACCCUCUACCUGCUGUAGUACCUGACUACCUUGUUUAACUGGGACUUUAACAGUUCCAGAAAACAGAAAUGGCGGCAGGAACAGCACAAGACAAGUUUGCUUUACACAAGAACAUUAUCCAAAAGAAUGAAGCUGAAGUGGAAAGACUUCUGAAAAAUCCGUCAGUGGAUGUUUCUAUUCAAGACGACACUGAAGAGGGCAACACCCCUCUUCACUAUGCUGCUAGCACAGGGUGUUUGAAGAUUGUUCGGAUGUUACUUGAGAAGAAUUCGAAAACCGUGAACAAAGUGAACAAGAGGGGAAGAACGCCACUGCAUCUUGCUGCAGAACACGACGAAGUAAUGGUGGCCGAGAUGCUAAUGGAUAAGCAGGAUGACAUAAACCUACAAGAUACAGCAAAGUUUACACCCCUUCUUACUGCGGCCAAAUAUAAUAGUCCACAAGUUGUUCAUGUACUUUUAGAGAAAGAAGCUAAAACAGAUGUUAGAGGCGAAAAAGGGAAAUCCGUUUUUCAUUACGCUACAGAAAACAACAACAAGGAUGUACUUGAGAUAUUGCUAAAGUAUGACGAAGAAGCUACAUUUCGUUUAACAGAAAUUAAAAAGUUGUUGGACAUGGCGGAUGAUGAUGAAAGAACUCCGCUUCACGUUGCCGCACACAAUGGAUACCUUCAAUGCCUAAAUAUUUUGAUAAAGAAUGGAGCAGGCGUAUUUCAUACAUGCAAAGGGAAGAAAACAGUUUUGCACCUUGCUGCAGCAGAGGGAUGGACAGAUAUAGUAGCACAGCUACUAAAAUCUUGGAAAGGGCUGGUAUCUCUGACUGACAUAGACGGUAGAACUGCCCUCCACGAUGCUGUUAUACACAAUCAGAAAAAGGUAGUAGAGAUUCUGAUACAAGCUGGUGCCAGUGUCAAUGCUCUAGACACAGACAACAGCACCCCAAUCAGCUUUGCAGCAGAACAAGGGCUUGUGAAAUGUACCAGAUUACUUCUUAGCAACGAUGCACACAUAAAUUUGGAAGGAAUAGAAAAAGAAGAAACGCGGAAAAAUAUGAUGACACCUGUUCAGGUUGCAGCUGUAAACGGUCAUUCUGAAGUCGUUCAUAUCCUUGUAACAGAGAAAAAUGCAGAUCUUACACGACGAAGUAUUGAUCAUGACAAGGGCAAUUGCUUGGAUUUGGCGAUUGAUAACAACCACGUGGAUACUGUUUUCACAAUAAUCAAAAGUGAUAAAUGGGAGGAUGUAUUGCGUAACCAAACGAGCGAGUUUCAGUCCCCGAUGCGAAAGCUUAUUAGCAAUAUGCCAGACGCUGCUAAAGAGGUAUUUGAUCGUUGCACACAAACUAGAGUUAUUGACAAAGAAUUCGAAGUACAGUUUAACUAUGAAUUUCUUGACGACACACUUCUCCUUGGAAAGUGGAAAGAGACGGAUGGAAAACAAAAAAGUCAAGAAGAAAAACCAUACACAAGAGACUCCGUCUUGAUUAAGAACAACCACCCACUAAUGCUCAUGGUGACGUCAGAAAGAAAAGAACUCCUUGACCAUCCUUUGGUUUCUGCACUUCUAAAAAAGAAAUGGACCAAUGUCGGUCUGAUUUGCCAUCUCCUCAACUUCUUGCUUUAUGCGUUGUAUCUUGCAAUGCUUACUGGCUUUGCCCUUGAUGUAAAAGCACCUUUUCAAUUCACAAACAUUUCGUCAGCUGUUUGUUCAGACCAUGCUACACGUUACAAGAUUCCAGAGUUUGCAGCAGUUGCAAAAUACUUUGUCAUACUUAUUGCUGUUGUAGAAUUAUUCAUAGAGAUAUUGGAAGUGAAACUGAUAUUCUCUUGCAAAGUGUGGUAUUAUUUUAUGGAAAAGGAAAAUGUUUUGGAGUGGAUAACAUGCAUUACAUCCAUACUGUUUGUAAUGAAUACAAGUGGUUGUAGCGAUACUGGAUAUAGGCCUCAAUGGCAGUGGACCUGCGGCACAAUUUCUGUUUUCCUGGCAUGGAUAAAUCUACUAUUCCUUAUCCAGAAGUUCGAAUGGGUUGGAAUAUAUGUCGUUAUGCUGUACAGUAUCGUCAAAGUGUUUGUGAAGUUUUUUCUUGUUUUCUCACUUCUGAUCGUCGCAUUUGCCGUUUCCUUUCACUGCCUUUUUCGAAAUCAGGAAAAUUUUGGAACAUUUUGGAUCUCCCUGGUGAAGACUACAGCAAUGAUGAUAGGAGAGCUUGACUUUAGUACAACAUUUCUAGACGGAGAGGUGUAUUUUGACGUCAUCAGUUACGUGUUCUUCUAUGGCUUCAUGCUGUUUAUGUCUAUUGUUGUCAUCAAUCUGUUGGUUGGUUUAGCUGUAGAAAAUAUACAGGAAUUCCAUACUAGAGCCGGUCUAACAAAAAAGGAAAUGCAGGUUAAGUUUGCUCUUGAAUUAGAGAGACUUGCAACGUCUCCGACAUUUCGGAAAGGACUGACGUUUCUCUUUUGCAAUCGAAAAGUGUGUGCAUGCACGUUGGGGGAAACGAAAGAGGUUAUAAAUCCAAAUAAACAAAACUGGCUACAGAGGAAAUUUGGACAGUCAUGGAAACUAACUUCAAGGGACAUAGAAGCGGCCUUAAACACUGAGAAAGAGGAUACUUCAAGGGAGAUAGCCCGACUGGAUAUGAAGGUGAAAACAGCGGAAACAAAACUGAAGGCAAAGAUGAAAAUUAUGGACUCAAAAUUGACGGAAAUUGUAAACACUCUGAGGAGACUGGAGGAUAAAACAAGUGAACAAUAAGAUAUAAAUCUAAGUCAUGGGAUUACAUAAAAAAAUAUACAACCAAGUCAAAGAAUUGUAUCUACAGUACAACCAUUUACAGAAUAAUAGUUCGCGACAAAUACCUAGCUUUAAUAGUGCCUUUCCUCUUUCCUGGGAAUAUCCGUUUUAAAAAUGUUUUCAACAGAGGUUGUCUCAUAAUGACUUCUUGCUGACUAACCAUAUGUUCUCAAAUCUCACAUAAAUACCAAAGGUAUACAACAUGUAAAAUUCAAAUUAACCAUACAAAGAAAUCUGAAAACUUGACACGCGUUUACUUCAUGUUCAUACUAUAUAGUUUUUGUAAAGUGCAUUGCUCCUUGAGUGAUAACGACCUCCAUGUGGUCUCCAUGUUUAAAGCAUUCACCAAUAUCUGUUGAUCAUUUAAAAACUGCAAAUGCCGUCAGAAGUUAGUGAGAUACUGCAACUGGUGACAUUUCAACCAAUAUUUUUGUCUAACUUUUGAAUGUUAAAACAUGUACAAUUAAGGUAACGAGCUUGGACAAUAGCCAUUUUUUUAACUGUUUACUUUGUGUUUUGAAAGAAAUAUUCAUAGCUUCUGA
Messenger RNA from Mercenaria mercenaria, 3542 nucleotides. Its product is annotated as transient receptor potential cation channel subfamily A member 1-like. The record is from RefSeq and is a predicted model, not a curated record. The transcript has 20 exons. NCBI's taxonomy places the organism in Eukaryota, Metazoa, Mollusca, Bivalvia, Venerida, Veneridae. Gene Ontology annotation, biological process: monoatomic ion transport; transmembrane transport. Gene Ontology annotation, cellular component: membrane. Bases 280 to 2961 code for a protein of 893 amino acids. Gene Ontology annotation, molecular function: protein binding; monoatomic ion channel activity.